AUUCUCUCUCUUCCCACCCCCAUUGUUACACACACACUAAUCUCUUUCUCUCUCUUUCUUAAGAUGAUAACACAAUGAUGUUGUUUUGUGGUGUGUAUUCUGUCGUACAUUCAAUUCGCCCGGUGCAACUUUUAGCAGUAGUAGAUACUUUAUUUUUUAGUGAUCCUUCAAAGUUCGAACAAGUAAUCUGGCCCCCUUCACCCCCUUUACUAGAAAAACAUAUAAACUCUUCGUGAAAGAGAUCGAUAAAUGUAAAAAAAAAAACAGAGAGAGUAAAUGGAAGGCGAGGAAGAUAUAAUUGGUUGGUUCGAGCAAGUUUCUUCAGAAGCAGCCCUGGCUCAAUCCCGCACUCUCCGUAAGAUUCUCCAACAGAAUUAUGGUGUAGAGUACUUAAAAAAAUGGGUUGGAGAUGUCAAUAUCCAUGAAAUUCCUGAUGACUUCACAUUACACUCUAUCUUCACUUCCUCUAUCCCCCUCUCUUCCCACGCCCAUUUCGAGCCCUUCCUUCAACGAAUCGCAGAUGGCGACUCUUCUCCUUUGCUCACUCAACAACCCAUCACCACUCUUUCUCUCAGUUCUGGCACUACUGAAGGCAGACAAAAGUACGUUCCCUUUACUCCCCAUAGUGCUCAGACUACUCUUCUCAUUUUUCGCUUAGCUGCUGCUUAUAGAUCCAGGGUUUAUCCCAUAAGGGAUGGAGGGAAGAUCCUAGAAUUCAUUUACAGUAGCAAACAAACGAAAACGAAAGGAGGCAUAACAACAGGAACAGCCACAACACAUUAUUAUGCAAGUGAGGAAUUCAAAAUCAAGCAACUCAAAACCAAAUCCUUUACGUGUAGUCCACAAGAAGUGAUUACGGGAUGUGACUAUAAACAAUCAACAUACUGUCAUCUCCUAUUAGGCCUAUUGUAUUCGGAGGAAGUGGAAUUCGUGACAUCAACUUUCGCCUACACAAUAGUACAAGCAUUUAACCAAUUGGAAGAGAGUUGGGAGGAAAUGAUUCAUGAUCUUUCACAUGCUACACUGUCUUCAAGAAUCGAUAUUCCCGAAAUCCGUAAAGCUGUUUUGAAGGUGAUGAGUCCGAAGCCGGAGUUGGGGUGGAAGAUAAGGAGGGUUUGUGAAGAGUUAAUGAAGGAGGGUUGGUUGGGUUUGAUACCAAAGUUAUGGCCUAACUGUAAAUAUGUUUAUUCCAUAAUGACGGGUUCGAUGCAGCCGUAUUUGAAGAAAUUGAGACAUUAUGGUGGAGGAUUACCUUUGGUUAGUGGUGAUUAUGGAUCAACGGAGAGUUGGAUUGGUGUUAAUGUGGACCCAUAUUUACCACCUGAAAAUGUUACUUUUGCAGUAAUUCCAACCUUCUCUUAUUUUGAAUUCAUACCGCUUUUUAAACAACAUGCUACCACUUCUUCCGCCGAUACUGCUAUUCAUGAUUUCUUGGAAGGCCAACCCAUUGCUUUGUCUGAAGUCAAGAUUGGACAACAGUAUGAGCUUGUUCUUACUACUUUUACAGGACUAUAUAGAUGCAGAUUAGGAGAUGUAGUAGAAGUAGCUGGCUUUCACAACAAAACCCCGAAACUAAACUUUAUAUGCAGAAGAAAGCUUGUAUUAACCGUAAACAUAGACAAAAACACUGAGAAAGACGUUCAAUUGGCUGUUGAAAGAGGCUCCCAAUUAAUGAGCCAGCUAAGUGGAGCCGAACUAGUUGACUUCACCAGCUAUGCUGAGUUGUCGAACCAACCAGGCCACUACGUCAUCUUCUGGGAAUUAAAAGGAGAUGUAAAUGACAAAGUUCUGGGAAUGUGUUGCUCAGAAAUGGAUGCUGCUUUUGUUGACUAUGGCUACGUGGUUUCAAGAAAGGCUAAUUCCAUUGGACCGCUUGAGCUUCGAAUUGUGGAAAGAGGGAGUUUUAAUAAGAUUUUGGAACAUUAUAUUGGAAAUGGAGCUGCACUUAGCCAAUUUAAGACCCCAAGAUGCACUACCAAUCACUUUCUUCUUAACAUUCUCAAUCUAUCUACCCUCAAAUCCUUUUUCAGCACUGCUUACGCCUGAGGUCUUUUUUUUUUCUUUUUUCUUUUUUUCAUGUUCGUUUUGUUGUAGUAUUUCUCAAUUUUGAAUCAGUUUCGGUUCUGAGAUUCUUUUAGAUUCCAUAUUUCACUCUAACCAAAUUGGUUUGAAUGUUGUUUCAAUAAAAAUGAAUUACUUCUACUUAUUAGCAUCAA
Messenger RNA from Cucumis sativus (cucumber), 2216 nucleotides. RefSeq names its product indole-3-acetic acid-amido synthetase GH3.10. Bases 277 to 2046 code for a protein of 589 amino acids. Gene Ontology annotation, cellular component: cytoplasm. Gene Ontology annotation, molecular function: acid-amino acid ligase activity. The transcript has 4 exons. The record is from RefSeq and is a predicted model, not a curated record. Lineage: Eukaryota; Viridiplantae; Streptophyta; Magnoliopsida; Cucurbitales; Cucurbitaceae.